Hypomesus transpacificus is the source of this 4283-nucleotide messenger RNA. Its product is annotated as LHFPL tetraspan subfamily member 6 protein. The record is from RefSeq and is a predicted model, not a curated record. Bases 592 to 1194 code for a protein of 200 amino acids. The transcript is spliced from 4 exons. Gene Ontology annotation, cellular component: membrane. Lineage: Eukaryota; Metazoa; Chordata; Actinopteri; Osmeriformes; Osmeridae.
UCAGUCUUCUCUCAAAUUGGCUGACUCUUGCCUCUUCAAUUUUGAUUCGCUCUUCAAUUCAAAUGACACUGGUUAUGCUACGAACAGUAGAGAGUAGGCUCUGAAAUGGUGUAAUAAACUAGAGAUGGGGACUGGGGGUUGUUUGAUUGAUGGUCCCCCUGCGACUAGUGCGCCUCACAGACAACUCACGCCCCAGUCUUCCACACCAGCUCAAGCAGGAAUGUCGAUUCGCAACUGUGUCAGAUGAUUUGCCAGCGUUGAGCAUUCGCCAGUUACAGUCAGCCUACUUUUGCCUUGCCUCUUUGCAGUAGUCUCCCAAUCAUAACUUUUGUUCAUGGCUGUUGGUGAUGAUCUGACAACCAUUUUCGUCCAGAAAAGUUUGUUUCGGCGUUUUUAUGCCUGUUCCGUAAAUAGAAAUGAAGAUAUAUGGAUUAAUUCAAUCAAGCGUUAAUUGGGAUCCUGUCAUAAUGGGACAGUCACUGAUAAAAUGAGCCUUCUGCUCAUAUUCAGUUCCAACAGCAUCAAGAAACGGAGUUGAACUCAGUGAAGACUAUCAAGACUACUGUUACUAGAUCUGUAAGAGUGGCUACUAUGGCUUCUAGCCUGACAUGUGCAGGUUUCAUAUGGACCCUUCUGUCCCUCCUGUGUGCUGCGGCCUCCUGUGUCGGCUUUUUCAUGCCAUACUGGCUGCUGGGUUCUCAGAUGGACAAGCCCGUGUCCUUUGGCACAUUCCGACGCUGCUCCUACCCAGUGAGGGACGAGGAGAUGCAGGCCACGGUGAUGUUGGAGCAGUGUGGGCGCUAUGCCUCCUUCCAGGGCAUCCCUAGUCUGGAGUGGAGGAUCUGUACUAUUGUGACAGGUGUGGGGUGUGGCCUGCUGCUUUUGGUGGCCCUUACUGCCCUCAUGGGCUGCUGCAUCUCUGACCUCAUCUCCAGAACCAUUGGUCGCGUGGCUGGUGGAAUCCAGUUUGUUGGAGGACUGCUAAUAGGAUCUGGCUGUGCCCUCUUCCCCCUAGGCUGGGACAGUGAAGAGGUCCGACAGACCUGUAACAACAGCUCAGACCAGUUUAAACUGGGUUCCUGUCAGAUUGGCUGGGCAUACUACUGCACUGGGGCUGGGGCGGCGGCAGCCAUGCUGCUAUGUACCUGGCUGUCCUGUUUUGCUGGGAAAAAGCAAAAGCAGUACCCUUACUGACGGAGUGAAGCGUGAGAGAAAGAAGCAAGGGACAGGGAUUUGGCUACAAAAGGGACGAUUAUGUGUCAGUGUACAGCACAAGAGAACAUCACAUUACAGCACAAUAAAGGCAGGAUAAUUAACGGUACUAUGUUCAUCAGGAGGCACACUUUGUCUGAACCACUUCAGAUACUUUUUACUGUGGAGUGCACAACCAUGUUUUCAGAAAGCUGAUAUUUGUCUCUGUUAGUUGAGGUGAAAAAUAGAAGGACCAAUCCAAACAAUGUCGUGUAACUAUAUAUCUUGUUAAAACAGUGUUUUCUUUUCUCCAUGGACUCCAUGUUUUGUGAUUUUUUGGUGCUGUUAGGCGUCUCUGUGUUGUAUUCAUGGCUUAUGCUUGCCUUAAAACACUGGGGGGAAAAUCACAAAAAAUACAUAAAAAAUACUGUAAAUGCAAAAAAAAUCCUUGUGUAAAGCAAGCCUUUUUCUUUCAUAAAACCCAUUCAGAUUCAAAAGACCUAAUAAUAGUUUAUUAAUGUAUGCUUUCGAUUUACAGCAUGAAUUGUGUAUGAUCAUGGAUAUUUGACCAUAUUAGCAAAUGUUUUGUAUACACAUUUCAAUCUGUUUGUAAAUAACUAUUCAUUAUCUAGGUAUUGAAGUGUAUGUGUGUUUUUAUUUUUUGUGUUGAUUUAUUUGUACAGCAGAGCCAAUUUCCACAACGUUGGAUGGUCACGAUAACUUGAUUGGCCACUCUACCUUCACUCAUAACAAGCACUCUCAUGACCUCGUAUUUUGCAUUGAUUUUAGUUAAUAUGGUAUGAUUAGAUAACUUAUCGUUGGUUGAGAUUAACCAUGUUAUAAUCGUGCUAAUGUAAAGGGUAUGUCUGGGAAUGGAGAUUAGCUUUGAAAAUACAAGCAGAGAUUGAUAUUUCAACAGUAUGUUGUAAUAUCAUGCCACUGUUGCCAUCAAUGCUUGUAUGUUCAGUUCUGUGGAGCCCUCAAAGUUUAAUGAUCGCCAAACUAUUUCUAGUAUUGCAUGCAUGUUGCACACACUUCUGUUUAACUCAAACAUGGUUUACUAAAUAACAGUGUAUCAAUUCAUAAGGGACUAACCAAAAAUGGAGGCGAAGGGCUUAUUAGUAAGGAAGUGCCUCCCUUUCUACAACACAAAAGCCUUCAUGAGGAUGGGACUAUCCCUAUCCCUACCACCCACUUCUCCAUCUAUCUAUCCCUGUCCCUAUUCCUAUAUUUCUGUUAUACGUCCUUUCACUACAAUAACUGCUAUAUAUAGAACCGCAUGUAUGUUUUUGCCCUCUCUCAAUUUGAGAGAAAUGCUCAAAUGAAUGAUUAAAAAUGGUAUAUGAUUAUUUUCACAUUCACAUUGAGUUUACCCAUGCCUGAAAAAGAAAUAGCAAAGUGCAUUUGAUGGUUAAUUUCCAUGAUAUUAUCUAGUACAACGCUAGCAUUUUUUUUAAAUCGACUGCUCAAUUGACAUGUAACUUAUGGUCUGCAAAUUUAUUUGCUCGUUUGGGUUGGAUAGAAUACUCAAAUCAUAAAUUUAACACCUCUCUACUGAUCCCCCUCAACAGUUCUCAAGCACUCUAUUGUUCUACUGCACUCUACUGCCAUCUUGAGGCUGAUUAACAGCUACAGUUUGUCCACAUGUACAAGGAACUUAUUCUGUCCUUAUAGACAAGAUUUGGAACAAAUCAAAAACUCUUCUGAUUGAAGGUGACAGCUUUCUGUUUGGUUUCUUAAGAUUUCCGCUGGGUGCUACUCAGACGUUAUUGUCUUGAAAAUAAGAAGGGAGCAUGUGCAUAAAGUCUGCACUCUUUCACCCUUUAUGACCGGUCAAAGAGAAACCCACAUUGCAUUGUCACACUGACUGUUUUACUGUACAACUGUACAUUCAAACACUAAUCUUAAAUUAAAAACACUUGUGUGGUCUCUUGGCUGCAUGUUCUUUAAACUCUGAACUCCGCACCACCCAACAUGUCUGACUGAAGACGUUCCUCCAAAUAUUGUCCAUCUACCAUUGUAUUCUGUACUUUAUUAUACUGGAUUGUAAGAGAUCUUCUGUGAACUAUCUGUGUAUUGAGGGAGGGCCAGUAUUUUCAGCUGAGUUAAAUUAUCAGCUGUGUAUUUUUCUUUUUAGCUGUAGCAGUAUGGUUUGCAUUUCCAGGAACCCUCACACAGCCUGUUCUCCUGUGUCUUAGUUCCAAGCCGACAGCUUAAAACGUCUGAUCCUUAAGGUGUUUAAGGUAGAGCAGGGAACCCCGAAGUUCAUGAAAUUGGAUGUCCUAGUGAUAUCAUGAUGGUUUGUGUGUGGUGACCAGAGCGAGUAGUUUGGGCCUGUCCAUCAGUCUUACACAUCAUGAAAUGUUGGAGCAUGUUGAAUUUCACUUAAAACCUUACAUAACAGUCCAGCUGCAAUGAACCUGUGUGGAACCUGACCUCGGGCAGCCUGCUGUUGAUUCAGAUGGUUGUGUAGCUGUGUUUUUUAUUUGGUUAUUUGCCUUUGAAGGAAGGACAGACAGAAGAUGAAGACUGUGUGAAGAUGGAUACCAUGUUAAGACAGACCAGCCUAAUGACUGCAUAAAGCCUUCAGGACUUCAGGACACAUUAGUGAGUUGUAGACAAAGGCCUACAUUCAAACCAACAUACAGUGUUACGUAAUAGUCUCUAGACUAACAUACAUUCGUUGGCCACACACUCAGGUGACCAAAGACAGUUUGUUUAACCUACAGUCCGAUGGAAUUUGCUAUUUGUACGCACAUGCAUUCCAAAAAUAUGUAGCAACAGGUGUAAGGAAGAAACUGAAAUACUCGUGUAUUCCAAGAAACAGUAACACAAAGUAGAAUAUGGGGGGAUUCCAGUCAAAUGAACAGAGUGGAUUUAGGGGAAAUCCACAUUUUGUAGGUGUAUCGGAAUUUCAUCAUGUCUGUUUCAUGCUGAGACAUGUGGAUUAUUUCACUGUUGUGCCGUUCCACCCUGUUCUGUAAGCAGCAAUGCCGAACCUUAACGCAUUUACCAUAACGGUAAAGAACUUUGCAUAAACCCACAGACUUACACAAUCACACACCCACAUAACCACUUUAUACCUGCCUAUU